CACGCCGCGCAGGUUUUCCAUCAUGGCUGCGACCGUCGCUCACCCUGCGCUGUCCUCCUUAUGCAGAAUAAACUGUAAUAUUAACCGAAUAUAUCAUUUAUUUUCAUUCAGGAGGGGAAUAUCUAUCUGCAAUGUCCUCUCAACAAGUGCUGUGGCCACUGAAAGAGACGCUAUAGGCAGAGGUGUUCGGGGCCAGCGCAAAUCAAAGAGACAGUCCGGUGAGCCCAGGACAGAGCAGAUGUCCGUGGGUCAGGACUGGACCGCAGUUUACCCCACUGCAGCGUCAUUCAAACCUUCUGCAGUUCCACUGCCAGUGCGGAUGGGUUAUCCGGUGAAGAGGGGUGUACCGCCUGAGAAGAAGGGCAAUCUGGAACUGAUCAAGAUUCCAAACUUUUUACACUUAACCCCAUUAGCCAUUAAGAAGCACUGCAAGGCCCUCAAACCAUUCUGUACGGAGUGGCCAUCUGCUUUGGACUCUGAUGAGAAAUGCAUGGAGCAUUUCCCAAUCCAGGUUCAGAAUAAAGAGUUUGUGUCUGCAGGACUUUCACUGCGAAACCCAGAUGCCAGAAUAGUAACGCUCAAGGUGAAACUUUCCAGUUUAAAUCUGGAUGAUCACGCCAGAAAGAAGUUAAUCAGACUUAGUGGAGAACGUUACUGCAAAGAGACAGACACACUCACCAUCACCACAGACAGUUGCCCGUUGAGACAGCAAAAUUAUGAUUACGCCAUGUACCUUCUAACAGUCCUUUACCACGAGUCCUGGAAAACCGAGCAAUGGGAGCAAGAAAAGACACGUGCUGACAUGGAAGAGUACGAGUGGGAAGACAGCCCAUCCCAGAAGAACGUUCUGGAAACUCUCAAGCGCAUGCGGCCACUCGGAGCGAAUGAUGAGGUGGAGGGGGGAACCAGAGAGGAGCUACUCGGACAGCCGGCCGUACAGGAGUACAAAAACAUGGUGGUCAAGCUGAAGAAUGAGGGGGAAACGGAGGACAAUCUACAGCAGUACAAAGAGGCUGUGAAAAAGCUUCUUAAUAUCUGAGGAAUGCUAAAGACAUGUAACAAACCAGGAGCCCCAUUAGAGGAGCCCUAUUAUAAUUAUACAAUUUCAAAUAAAAAAUAAUGCACUGUGGUUCUA
This is a messenger RNA of Myxocyprinus asiaticus (Chinese sucker), 1135 nucleotides long. RefSeq names its product 28S ribosomal protein S35, mitochondrial-like. Gene Ontology annotation, molecular function: structural constituent of ribosome. NCBI's taxonomy places the organism in Eukaryota, Metazoa, Chordata, Actinopteri, Cypriniformes, Catostomidae. The coding region runs from base 23 to 1039 and encodes 338 amino acids. The transcript is spliced from 8 exons. Gene Ontology annotation, biological process: mitochondrial translation. The record is from RefSeq and is a predicted model, not a curated record. Gene Ontology annotation, cellular component: mitochondrial small ribosomal subunit.